This is a messenger RNA of Gossypium raimondii (Peruvian cotton), 3891 nucleotides long. Its product is annotated as probable leucine-rich repeat receptor-like serine/threonine-protein kinase At3g14840. The transcript is spliced from 26 exons. Bases 527 to 3277 code for a protein of 916 amino acids. The record is from RefSeq and is a predicted model, not a curated record. Gene Ontology annotation, molecular function: protein kinase activity; ATP binding; protein binding. NCBI's taxonomy places the organism in Eukaryota, Viridiplantae, Streptophyta, Magnoliopsida, Malvales, Malvaceae. Gene Ontology annotation, biological process: protein phosphorylation.
GCUUUUCAUUUUUCAUCUAAAAGAAAUUUCCAACUUCCUUUUAGAAAUUCCUUUUCCCAACUUUCAUAUAUAGUCAAAUUCCAACUCUCAUAGUCCAACAUAUUUAUGAAAACCCAGUUUCGUAUCAAUCCAAAAAUAUAUAUAUUCCUUUAAUAUGUUGUUUCUUCGACAUGUUUUGGGGUCAAUAUUCAUAGUUUGUUGCCUUACAACGCUUACAGAUGGAGCUACAAUGACGAAGCUUUGAAAAGCAUUGGUAAAACAUUGGGGAAGACAGGGUGGGACUUUGGUAUUGAUCCAUGCAGUCAACGCCAUAGUUCACUAUUUAUCAUGUCGUCCAAAUGCAGCCACACAUUUUCGUCAUGCUUUUUCUUUCUUCAUCUCAGAGAAAUUCCCAACUUUCAUUUCUUAAUUUGUCUUUCAUCUCAAAGUAAUUUGCAAUUUUGGAGCAAAAGAUAGGAAACUUCCAACUUUCUUUUAUUUUCAAUCAUCUCAAAGAAAAUUCCAACUCUCAUAAUCCAAUAUAUUUAUGAAACCCAAUCUUGCAACCCAUUUUUUGUUCAUUCAUAUCAAGCCAAAAAAAAAAAAAAAACUCUUGAAUCCGCUCCAAAAACAUUCCAAUAUGUUGUUUCUUCGACUUGUUUUUGGGUCAAUAUUCAUAGUUUGUUGCCUUACAACGCUUUCAAACGAAGCUUCACUUCCAAAUGCUGAAGUGGAAGCUUUGGAAAGUAUUGGUAGAACAUUAGGGAAGACAAAGUGGAACUUUAAUGAAACAUGCAUUCAAGGCAAUGGUCGGUUGGACCAACCUUCACCCAAGUUUAAAGAAUCUUAUGUUGAUAAUGUUACAUGCGAUUGUUCCUUCAACAACAAUACUAUCUGUCAUGUCAUUCACAUACUACUCAAGGGACAGGGCCUUUCGGGUACUCUCCCACUAAACUUGACAAGUCUCCCUUUUCUGCAAGAAUUUGAUCUAACUCGAAACUAUCUUAAUGGCACUAUUCCUCGGGGGUGGGGUUCUUCUACGCGACUCAUUAAGAUUUCCCUUCUAGGAAAUCGAUUAACUGGUUUAAUCCCAGAAGAGCUAGCAAAUCUCAGAAAUCUUACCAGCUUAGUCCUUGAGAACAAUGGUCUUUCAGGAACUUUGCCUGCAGCAUUGAGGGAUCUACCCAAAAUGGAGCGAUUGCAUCUGAGUUCCAACAAUUUUACUGGUGAAAUACCUUUAUCAUUUGCUGGGUUGACUUCAUUGAAGGAGUUUCGGAUUAGUGACAACAAUUUUACAGGACAAAUUCCUGACUUCAUAUUCCGAAAUUGGACAAAUCUUGAAGAGAUAUAUAUGGAGGGAAGUGGUUUGAGUGGACCAAUUCCAUCCAUUAAUGCUACUUUACUUAACUUAACAUACAUAAUAAUUGGUGACUUGAAUGGAGCUGAAACAAAUUUUACACGACAACUCAUCGAUGCCAGUUUGCCUAAAUUGGAAAGACUGAUGUUGAGGAGUUGCAAUCUCAUUGGAGAGAUACCUGCUUCUUUUGGGACAUUUACAUCCAUAAAGAUAUUAGAUCUCAGCUUUAAUAGACUUGGUGGAAAAAUUCCAGAUGAGCUUUCUAAUCUUAAUUUCGAUACUACGUUCUUAAAUGGAAACAAUUUUACUGGAUCAAUCCCUCAAUGGGUACGGAAAACAAACGAAAAAGUGGAUCUUUCAUACAACAACUUCAAUGACACAGGUGAAUCAAGCUGUCAAAUAAGCAAAACCGUGAGCAUUGCAAGACUCAAUAACACGGGAAUUGUUCCAUGUUUGACAAGCCAAAUUACCUGCUCAUCAGAACCUUUGCACUUUGUCCAUAUAAACUGUGGAGGGAGAGAAAUAACUGUUAAUGACACCACUUAUGAAGCCGAUUUUGAUGGAGCCGGGCCUUCGACAUUUUACCAAAGUACCAACUGGGCAUUUAGCAGCACCGGAAUUUUUCUAAGCGAUGACCGCCCUAACGACAUCUUAGUUUUGGACAAUAGACAAGUUUCUGUUGAUGGCGAUGAAAAACAACUCUACGAAAGUGCAAGGCUUGCGCCUAGCUCUUUGACGUACUAUGCAUUUUGUCUCGCCAAUGCAACUUACAUAGUAAGCCUCCAUUUCGCUGAGAUUCAGUUCACUAAUGAUCGAAAUUAUAGUAGCUUGGGGAGACGCAUAUUUGAUGUUUACAUUCAGGGAAAGCAGGAGCUAAAGGAUUUCAAUAUUGAAGAAGAAGCAAGAGGGGCAGGCAUACCAAAAGUAAAAAAAAUUACUGUAAAUGUAACGGAUAGCACUUUGGAGAUCCGUUUCCAAUGGGCCGGGAAAGGGACAACUUCUAUACCGAAGAAAAGCAUUUACGGUCCUCUUAUCUCAGCAAUAUCUAUUUUAGAUCCUACGUAUAAACCUCCAUCAGAAAGCGACGGUGGUGUUGCGACAGCUGCAGUGGUCAGUAUUGUGGGUGGAGUAGUGUUUGCUACUUUGUUGAUUUUAGGCAUCCUUUGGUGGAAGGGCUGUUUAAAAUGGAAGAGUACUUUGGAACAAGGAUUAACAUGUUCCACAAAUCUAAAAGGUAUAGAGUUGCAGACAACUUCCUUUACCUUAAGGCAAAUUAAAGCUGCUACAAAAUAUUUUCAUGCUUCCAAUAAGAUCGGAGAAGGUGGUUUUGGUCCCGUUUACAAGGGUACUCUAGCAGAUGGCAUAGUGAUUGCUGUGAAGCAGCUAUCAGCUCGAUCGAAACAAGGAAACCGUGAGUUUGUGACUGAGAUUGGCAUGAUUUCAGCUUUACAAAACCCUCAUCUUGUAAAGUUGUACGGAUGUUGCAUUGAAGGAAAUCAAUUGAUGCUUAUAUACGAGUACCUGGAAAACAACAGCCUGGCUCGGGCAUUAUUUGGGCCACAAGAAUCUCAGUUGACAUUAGAUUGGCCAACAAGAAUGAAGAUCUGCAUUGGUAUAGCUAGAGGGUUAGCUUACCUCCAUGAGGAAUCAAGGUUGAAGAUUGUGCAUAGAGACAUAAAGGCCACUAAUGUGUUGCUUGAUAAGAAUCUAAACCCUAAAAUAUCUGACUUCGGUUUGGCCAAACUUGAUGAAGAAGAUAAUACCCACAUUAGUACCCGAAUUGCAGGAAAUUAUGGCUAUAUGGCUCCUGAGUAUGCAUUGCAUGGCUAUUUGACAGAGAAAGUGGAUGUUUAUAGUUUUGGGAUAGUGGCUCUCGAAAUUGUUAGUGGGAGGUGUAACACUAGAAUCCGCCCAAAGCAAGAACCUUUCAUUCUCCUUUAAUGGGCUCAUGUUUUGAAGGAGAAUGGGAACUUGUUGGAAUUAGUCGAUACAAGGAUUGGCUCGGAUUACCACAAAAAUGAGGUGUUGACAAUGAUAAAUGUUGCUCUAUUAUGCACAAAUCCCACUGCUUCAGCUAGACCUCCAAUGUCUUCAGUGGUGAGCAUGCUUGAAGGCAAGGCUGAAGUUCAGGAAUACUGCACAGAUUCAAUGUCCUCUUCAAGUCGUCAAAAGAAUGUUAAAACUAUGAAAAAGUUGUAUAGGAAACUUGAAGAUGAUGAUGAUGAUGCAUAUAUUAGCCAGACAAAGAGUAUGUUAGGUGAUGCGUCAUGGACCACUUCUUCAACAUCUGCUGCUGAUCUCUAUCCAGUUAGUUUGACUUCUGGGUGUUGGCAAAAUAGAGAUUCCACAAACUAGAAACAAUUUUCUAUCACCAUCUUGCUUCUGGAAUAAGUUCAUAAAGAAUCAGACAACGUAUAAUUCCCCUCCCCCUCCCAGAAGUUUAGUACUCCUUUGAACCCAAGGCUUAAUUAGCCCUUUUUUCUAAUAAAUUUGAUGGUGGAAUUUCAAUAUUUGUAUACCUCUUUUCUCUAAUUAUCAAACUACAAUAACCACCA